Messenger RNA from Ipomoea nil (Japanese morning glory), 1151 nucleotides. RefSeq names its product 39S ribosomal protein L46, mitochondrial-like. Bases 181 to 876 code for a protein of 231 amino acids. NCBI's taxonomy places the organism in Eukaryota, Viridiplantae, Streptophyta, Magnoliopsida, Solanales, Convolvulaceae. The record is from RefSeq and is a predicted model, not a curated record. Gene Ontology annotation, cellular component: mitochondrial large ribosomal subunit. Gene Ontology annotation, molecular function: structural constituent of ribosome. The transcript has a single exon.
GAAUGUGAGAGGUGAAAUGGGUCGUAAUCAAAUUGGCCCGGUCAAGCUCCACUAUUUCGAUUUCCAAGGUCAAACCCUAGGGAGCAGUCAACACUCAACAUCAGCCAACCCCGAGUUGACAGUUUCUCCGGGAGCCACUCUCCGUCACGGCCACCAUUGUUAUCAAUCUAGCUUGUAAAAAUGCAGAGGUGCUUGGGCCUAUCUUUGCUCGCAAAACGAGGGUUUGGCACGUCUUCGAGCCGCGACAAAAUCGUGGCGUCUGUCCUCUUUGAGCGACUCCCAGUCGUCGUUCCAAAGAUCGAUCCCGUCGUCUAUGCCUUUCAAGAAUUCUCGUUCCGGUGGCGGCAACAAUACAGGCGGGAGUACCCAGACAAUUUCCUGAAGAAGGCAGAUUCCAGGGGUAAAGGCGAAUACCAGAUUGACUACACGCCUGCUCCUCGGAUCACCGAGGCUGACAAAACCGGUGACCGGAAAUCCCGGAAGUCGUUACAGAGAGCGCUCGACAGAAAGCUCUAUCUUCUCAUCUAUGGCACCACAGUUUCUGGCGGGAACCCUGUCUGGCAUUUCCCGGAAAAAGCAUAUGAAUCGGAAGAGACUCUGCGGAGGUGUGCGGAGUCUGCUUUAGAAUCUGUGAUCGGAGAUCUCUCCCACACUUACUUUGUGGGGAAUGCUCCGAUGGGUCAUAUGGUUACACAGCCCGGGGAGAAUAACAAGGAAGUUUCAUCUUUAAAGCGCUUCUUCUUUAAAUCCCAGGUGAUUGCAGCAAACAAGUUUGAUGUUAGUAAGUGUUUGGAUUUUGUUUGGGUGACAAAGGAUGAGCUGUUGGAGUAUUUUCCCCAGCAAGCUGAGUUCCUGAACAAGAUGAUCACAAAUUAAACUGAUGGUGAUUCAUUUCCUUGUCAAUUUGUGAAGCAGAAUAACAUUAUGAAAUUCGAAGUCUUGGAUUAUAUAUUUAUUUGUUCUUAUGUUAGGCACCAGAUUUUUUGAAUAUUCAGUAGUAUCAUGAAUUCUGCAGAGUUGUGGAGGAGAACAGUUGUGAUUGCAUUCAUAGUUUUUUUUUAUCAAAGUCAUGGGUUUUAUCAUUUUUUUUUCCCAUUUAGGCUGUUGUUUAGAUGCUGCAACUAGAUAAGUUAAUGGCCUUUUGUUUGAGC